CUUCUCGUGGUCACAUUUAGUUUCAAAUGCUUUCAAUUAAAUAAAUUUAUUUUGAAUAAUCCCAAAUUAUCAACUGGAGCUAUUGAAGACAGGCUGGAAUACACGUGUUGUUCAUAUCUGAAUUCUUAUCGCGGAGACGUUCUGGUUAUCGCCUUCUCUACCAAGGCACACUUCUUGCAGAUAUGCCAUUGAUGUGGUGUAGCCUUCCUGUACUUCUUGCUGCAGUAGCUGGUUUGGCUAUGAUGGAGCUGACUACAAGGGAAACAUUAGAGAUAAAUAAUUUGACAGAAUCAGUUUCUGAUGGACACACCCAGAAUCCUCAGACGUUCACUGAGAACUCAGCAACACCCCCACCUGUCUAUCUGAAUUCAAUAAGUUCACCCCUUCCCAAAGAAACUGCUCAACUCACUUCAACAACUGGUUCUCCAACGACAGGUACCUCCAUUUAUUCCACAACAGGGCCCCUGUCUCUCUCCACUCAAGAUUUCAAGACUUCUCAAGAAGCCACCACUCAGCUGAUGAAAUGGUCCACUUCUGUGGAUCCUGAACCAGUGACUGAUGUCAACCAGGACUCUUCCCCCACUAAUGGAACAGAGCAUUGGACAACAGAUAUAGGUGGAACUGAAACAGAGGUGUCUGAAGUCACAUUGACCUCAACUACAGUCACUAACACUUCAGAGCUGAGUGGAUAUGUCCAUCCAGACGUCAAGGUGAAAACCACGACUCUGCCAUCCAGCACUUUGACUUCUACAAAGAAGCUACCAAUGAGCCCCUAUCCGGUGACUACAGCUUCUCCAGUUGUGACAACUACAAAGAAAGCUAAUGAAUCAAUCUCUUUGAAACCAACCAUUCCUUUUGUUAGCAAAAUCAUCAAGACAACCACCAGAAGUAACAACAGGCUUACAAUUGCUCAGGUUACACGUAAAAAAAUUAGCCUUGUUGCUCAGUGCCUCAUAGCUAUUGCUAUUCUAGCAGGGGUCUGCACUGUCUUUGUCAUAUGCACUGUAGUCCUAUGUACUAAGCUUUCAAGUCAAAGACAGAACUAUAGGGUCAACCGGUCAAAUGGCACUGAGUUGAUCUGCAUUUCUGCUCUUUUGCCUGAAGAUGAAAGGAAACUGCGGAGACAAAUGAAGGCAAAACGGCUUCGAAAUCUCAGAGAGACCACAAUUGGUCAGAAUAGUGACAGUGAUGACGAUGACCUUACCCUCCAUAGCUUUGUGACUGAACACUAGACCUUUCCAUUAAGUUUCAGACUCAAGCCUCUCCUCCUGGUCUCUAAAUGCUGAAGUAACAACAUUUGAAUCAAUUGUAAGCUGGUGAAUUGAGUCUCUUGCUUUGGUUAAUGAGCAAGUGUCUCUGAGGAUGUUCCAUGAUUGAGGACUGUUCUUCAUCACAUAUUUGAACCCUUCAGAUCUACAGAGAUUCCUCUACUGUCUGUAAAGCUAUUGCCAUAAGCUGAGUCCUGACUCCAGCCACUGAUGCCUAUAAAGAGUGUUGUGCUUAUGUCGCUACACAGAAGACAAUACAUUUUUAAGACUUUGUACAUACACUUAUUAAAAUAGAAAUGUCGACUUGCUUUGUGUGCUGCACUUUGAAGGGUGAGCUAGUUGGAUGCUGAAAGAUUCUAAGGUCAAAAAAACAAAGCGAUAUAAUUGGAAAUUAGAUCCUAACCUCUACCUGAAGGAACCUGCCAAACUUCAGAGCUAACAUCAAACGCUUGAUGUGUUUCUGGUGCAAAAUUAUACAAUCCAGUCAUCCACACGGUUCAUUCUUAGCACCACGGCUCAGGACAGCAUCCUAAUAACUCAGUGUUGUGUUGCUAAAUGACACUUUGUCACUAAUUUCAUUGUGGCUAGAAUUAAGAAGGCUUUUUUGUAAGGUGAAGAGAGAAGAACUCUACUCUUGGUAUUUAUUUUCAAUCAAUGACCAGUGCCUUUACAACUAAUCAGAGAACGGAACAGCUGGUUUAUCUUCUGCUAAAGGAUGUAGUUAAAGGAAGUAAUUAAUUGACAGCAAGAAUAUUUUACUCAAAGUAAAAUACAGAGACUAGGGCUACAGUAAGGAUUACAAUUAGUUUUGGAUUGCACUAAUGAAGGAUUGGAACAAAUGGCCUCCUUCUAUAGCUGACUGAAUAAAUAGUUUUAGAUUGGAUGGGGUUAUUGAGGACCAUCAGGAAGGGAAUGCAAUAGUUACUUUCUUCUCCACAAGAAUAACCAUCUUUAAAGAGCGUUGCCUUAAAUGUGCCAUGCUGCCCAUCAAUGCCCUCUAACAUUGGCACCAGCAGACUUUGAAGGCUCAGUGAGAUAACAUUGUAUUAGUAUUGGAAGAGCACGUACAGCAUCAGACAGUUCUUUCAAAGAGCCAGCACAGGAUAAGACAGACCAAAUGGUCUCCCGUCAGUGCAGAUUAACUGAGAAGAUAAAUAUAGAAAUAAGUAGUAAGAGAAUUUCCCUCGAUAUAAGAGGAGCCUGUGGCAGCAUCCAGGAAGUGUCUGUGUAGCUGGAUGUGUACAAUUUCAAAGUGGGGCUUUUUGCACUUUUUCCAUAAUACUUAGCUGGGUGAGGAAGAGGCUGAUGAUCAAACACAUUUUUUGUUCCACUGAAAAAUACGUUUAAAACCGAAGGUUUGUGUGAAUUGCACUGGGUCGUCUGACAUCACAGCAGAGAGUCUUCUGGUAAUUUUACAAAUUCCAACUACUAAAAGGUUACAUUUUCCUUUAGCUUUUUAUCAGCAAACUGUAUGACAGUGGACAAAGUGGAAUCCUCAGCCAUUUCUAAAUAAAUUUAAC
Molecule: messenger RNA, 2788 nt
Organism: Hemiscyllium ocellatum (epaulette shark)
Lineage: Eukaryota; Metazoa; Chordata; Chondrichthyes; Orectolobiformes; Hemiscylliidae
Gene: selplg
Product: selectin P ligand
Exons: 2
Coding region: 183-1232 (349 amino acids)
Biological process (GO): leukocyte tethering or rolling; hemopoiesis
Cellular component (GO): plasma membrane
Source: RefSeq, a predicted model, not a curated record